CACCAACCGCCAUUUUGAGGUUAGUUCACUAUUGAAGUAGUUGAGUGAUUAUCAGCUCGCUGUUAUUCAAAAAUGUCUGACCAGCUUUGUAAGCUUUUCGUCGGUGGACUAAACGUGGACACCGACGACGAUGGCGUGCGCAAGCAUUUCGAGCAGUACGGUACGCUAACCGACUGUGUUGUCGUCGUGAACAAGCAGCUGCAGCGGUCCCGCUGUUUCGGCUUUGUAACGUACUCCACACCGGAGGAGGCCGACGCAGCUAUGGCGGCUAGGCCGCACACCGUCGACGGCAACGCGGUCGAGGUGAAGCGUGCUGUGGCGAGAGAAGACGCCAACAAGCCAGAGGCCCUUGCAAAAGUGAAGAAAAUCUUCGUUGGCGGCCUGAAAGACGACAUUGAAGAGGACCAUCUGACCGAAUACUUCUCCCACUACGGUCAAAUCGAGAAGGCCGAAGUCAUCUCGGAGAAGGAGACUGGCAAGAAAAGGGGGUUCGGCUUUGUUUACUUCACCGAUCACGACGCAGCCGACAAGGCUGUUGUGGUGAAGUUCCACACCGUCAAUGGACACAAAGUUGAGGUAAAGAAAGCCCUGACCAAGCAGGAGAUGCAGGCGGCCAACAGAACCGGUAUGUCGCCGAGAGGCAGACCGGGAAGAGGCAUGAGGGGAAAUCAAAAUGGCUACGGCAGCAGGGACUACGGCGGAAACUACAACUACGGAAAUGGCGGAGGCUACAACUGUGGUGGUGGCUAUGGAGGGUACGGCGGACCUUAUGGGGGUGGCUACGGAGACCAGGGAAGUGGCUAUGGCGGUGGAAACGGCUACAAUGAGUUUGGCAGCGGCUAUGGCCAGCAUUCUUCUGGUUAUGGCCCCAUGAAAGGGCCACCCUUCGGUGGCCAGAGGAGCGCUGCUCCCUACACCAGAGGCGGCGGUGGCGGCGGCGGAUACCCGAGGGGGGGCUACGGCGGCGGCUACUAAAUGAGACUACACAAUGGAAAACCAACCACCCCACCCCCUACCAUAAAUUACCUCCGGCCAGGAUUUGGACGCUCAACUCAAAUUCAGUAACGGGGCGUCUGCCGUGAAAUCCAACAACGGCAGAGAUACGGACACAGACACCCCCUAAUCAUAAUGAAGACCUCAAAAACCCACACAGGUUGCUACGGUAACCUGGGUAACAUCACCCCGAAAAUGAUGGGGGUAUGGGUCUCUACGCCGACGGGGGGACCGGAGAGUGGUUGUGCCUUCUCCCCCUCAGGUGAAGUCAGUUUUCACAAAGGAUGGUGUGGUCUAAAUGCAUUUCUAACAGUGGUUAGAUGGUUUUUACAUGGUUUUUAAUCUGAAAUCUUUUAUUGAAGAUAUGUUGGGUUUUAAAUUUGGGGGGGGAUUUUGAUAACACAGUGCCCCCAUGCAAUCAAAUGUUCUUUUCCCACUGACCAGCACUGACUGUUAUUGGUGGACCUGUGAAGUGAUAUUCCGGACCAAAGCACCAAGUGGUGCUAGUGGUUUCCAACCUUUUUGGUCUGUGACCCCCUUAAAAUAAUGUACUUGUUACCCUUCAUCACAGGUUAGGGUCUUGGUGUGGACACGAGUUGUGGGUGAUUGUUUCCUUCUUGGGUUGUUUGAUUUAAAGGACUUUUUUUAAAUGCCUGAAAAGGUAAAGUAGUGAAUGCUUCAUUAUUAAGCAAGAAGAAAAACAACAUAUGAGAACUUUGUGAUAAAAAAUGUUGUCUUAUUAAUUAUCUUGUGACCUCUUGCAUUAAGACCACUGACUGAAGUGCUGAUGAUGACCUGGGAGAGAAAAAAAUUGCGUUUUGGGCACUGUGGGUUUCAAAAUAUAAUAAAUCUUUGAUUAUAAUAUGUCUGGUGGUUUUAAUAGUCUUCAGGGUUUUUUUGUUUUUUUAUAAAUUCCUUAACAGGCCAUGUGUGAGCUUGGCCACAGUAUGGUUGUAUUUUUUUCCAAUUCAUACUCACUCUUGGGUGUCUUUGUGCAACAAUUUUGGUAAUAUUUAUGGGUUUUUUUUGUCUCUAAAUUUUUCUGUGGUACAUAAUGAACAAUUACUUGUCUGUAGCCCAGAAAUCCAAUACAUCAGAGGUUGGAGGCUUAAGACACACUUGUAUUGAUGAACAUUUGUCUGCAGACUUGUUUCAAGACAAGGAACAGUAAUGGAAAGUGACCUCUUUACAUCCUCACCUGUACUACUCUCUUAAACUUAAACCAGACCCGGAACUGUGCAGUAAGUAACCAAAAACUGACUGUAGUUGAUUCAGAUCUCUCUGCAGCUUGAUGCACAGUGCCUGCAAAUUAAUUAUUGGAAACCGUAGAAGCUGCCAAAUGAACUGACUGAUCAUUACAUUACUAUCCUGUCUGUGGAUUUUAGAGGAUGGCGCGUUUCCCUUAUUACAGUGCACUUCAGCAGUUGAUGACAACAGGAGGUGUUGCAGAAUAUCAUGUGAUAAUGGUGCUUGACGAUUUCUGAUCAUCCCAUAGGAAAAGGAAACAUCUGUUAUGUUGGCCGUGCUUUUUAUGAAUCUACAAUAAAUCUAUAUAUUUUUAUACACCAA
This is a messenger RNA of Siniperca chuatsi (mandarin fish), 2562 nucleotides long. RefSeq names its product heterogeneous nuclear ribonucleoprotein A0-like. NCBI's taxonomy places the organism in Eukaryota, Metazoa, Chordata, Actinopteri, Centrarchiformes, Sinipercidae. Gene Ontology annotation, molecular function: RNA binding. The coding region runs from base 73 to 975 and encodes 300 amino acids. The record is from RefSeq and is a predicted model, not a curated record. The transcript is spliced from 3 exons.